GAAAUUGCGCAUAAAACCAAACGCUAAAGCAAGUCGCUGGUUUCAGUGCAUGAGUGUCUCAGGUCAAGUUCCAUUGUUAUGUUGCAAUACAGUGUUUUUUUCUGAUGUGAAGCUUCGUUUCAAUUUCUUGUUUCUUUAGCUCUAAUUUUAGGUUUUAAAAGUAAAGCUGAUGUCCUGUUUGUGUUCGAUCACAUUUAAGUGUCAAAGCAACAAAUGCACAAAGACAGAACAUCAAUGCAGGCAGUGUGUGUUGAUGAAUCAGGCAAACUGGAUGUGAAACAUAUUCCUCGGCCUGAAGCCAAAGAUGGGCAACUCCUCAUCAGAGUCGCUGCAACUGCUUUAAACAGAGCUGACCUGCUUCAGAAAAGGGGUGUUUACCCUCCUCCUCCUGGAGAGAGUGAGAUCUUGGGUCUGGAAGCCAGCGGUGUGAUCGCUGACAUCGGUCCUGGGGUCAAAGGGAGAUGGAUACUGGGAAGUGAAGUAAUGGCUUUACUUGGAGGAGGGGGCUAUGCAGAAUAUGUAGCUGUUCCAGAAGAACUCGUCAUGCCUGUCCCAUCACCCCUCACUCUUUAUCAAGCCGCAGCUCUUCCUGAGGCCUGGCUGACUGCCUACCAACUUUUGCACUUCAUAGCCAAAGUGAAGCCGAAUGAGACCGUAUUGAUUCAUGCUGGAGCGAGUGGAAUCGGUACUGCUGCCAUUCAGCUGGUUCGCUUGAGUCGUGCGAUUCCAGUAGUAACGGCAGGGAGUCCUGAAAAGCUCAGAUUUGCAGAGCAGAUGGGAGCAGCUACAGGAAUCAAUUACAAAGAAGAGGAUUUUUCAGAAAAAAUGCUGCAGUUUACUGAAGGCAAGGGAGUUGAUAUAAUUCUGGACUGUGUCGGUGGAUCUUUUUGGGAGAAGAACAUUUGUAGCCUUGCAAUAGAUGGACGAUGGGUGCUUUAUGGCAUGUUGGGAGGUAAAACAGCAGAUGGGGACUUGCUUGGCAAGCUUUUGAGGAAGAGAGGCCACCUCCUUUGCAGUCUCCUUAGAUCCAGAAGUUUACAGUAUAAAGCAGAGCUGGUCCGGAGUUUCACGGAGCAGGUUUUGCCGCACUUCCAGUCAGCAGAUCCUCCCUUGCAGCCUGUGAUAGACAGCAUGUUCAACAUGGAGGAUGUUGAAAUGGCUCAUCGACGUAUGGAGGCCAACCAAAAUAUUGGGAAAAUAAUUCUUAAAAUUGGUGUGAAAUUGGAGUGA
Carassius carassius (crucian carp) is the source of this 1230-nucleotide messenger RNA. It is a transcript of the gene tp53i3, whose product is annotated as tumor protein p53 inducible protein 3. Lineage: Eukaryota; Metazoa; Chordata; Actinopteri; Cypriniformes; Cyprinidae. The transcript is spliced from 6 exons. The coding region runs from base 214 to 1230 and encodes 338 amino acids. The record is from RefSeq and is a predicted model, not a curated record. Gene Ontology annotation, molecular function: NADPH binding; quinone reductase (NADPH) activity; quinone binding.